CAUAAACCCGCAUAAAGAAUAAAUAAAUUCAUUCCCGACUAUUGCCAUUUGGCCCCUCUGAAAUAGAUUGCAACUCACUGCAGCCUAGAAGAUUAGGCCACUGUGAACUGGUUGCCUUGAAGCUGCCUGCGAAGGGCAACUUUUGCUCACGUAUAUUAGACGAGCAGAUACAGCUUGACCCCAAACUGCCGUCCAGAGCGCGAACACAAAAUAUAAAAAGGGAAACAAUGGAUUUCAAGCCAGUUUCACUCUUUGGGGGGGCGCUUGCGCUGGAACUUCCCGCAACAUUUGCAGACGUCAGCACCAUCCGGGAGGUCCCAGAUCAUCAAGAAGUCUAUUUAGAUGCUGAAGGAUAUACUAAUGUGAUCAUCGAAAUCCUGGAACGAGUGGACAAGGACAAAGCGCCGACGGACGAGGACGCCACCAAAUACCACCUCAACGACAUCGUGUCUACUGAAACCGACGAGACCAGGUUCUGGGGCGGCGAAGCCGCGCAUUUGUCAAAGCUACCCGAAACUCCAGCAUACACGCUGUUCACCUCGCAGCACGUGGACAGGAACGCGCCAGGCCGCCAGUCCAAAGAAGACUUCACGGCAACGCUGCUGACGUUGGUGCGACUCGAAAAGCAAAAGACAGAUAUAUUGCUCGUGGUGAAUGUCCCUCAUCUACCUGGCCAGUACAACAAGGACGAGAUUGACUUUGAAAAUCGGAAGCUGGGAAAGCUGACGGAAGACGGUGUGAAGAUUCGUCAACGAAUCUUAGAGACCUUUGAGAUCAAGGACUAUAACCUUUUUGUAAAUGACGACAUGGAUGGUUGAGGAGGAGAGAUUGCUGGGAGGAAGAGCCGAGCUAAGGGAGAGAAAGGGAGGGAAACACAUUUGCAUAUCGGGAGAACAGCAAUAGCGAAACUGGUGUCGGACUAACAUUAGCAUUUAGAGAAAGAAAAUUUAUAUUUACAAAUCCCUGCCGAAUAAAUAUUGG
Verruconis gallopava is the source of this 981-nucleotide messenger RNA. RefSeq lists its product as uncharacterized. The record is from RefSeq and is a predicted model, not a curated record. Gene Ontology annotation, biological process: protein import into nucleus. Bases 228 to 818 code for a protein of 196 amino acids. The transcript is spliced from 3 exons. Gene Ontology annotation, cellular component: nucleus. Gene Ontology annotation, molecular function: guanyl-nucleotide exchange factor activity; small GTPase binding. NCBI's taxonomy places the organism in Eukaryota, Fungi, Ascomycota, Dothideomycetes, Venturiales, Sympoventuriaceae.